CUGCACAAAACUUGUUGCUCCUGCAAGACAUUUGUGCAACUCCAGUGCUGGCCAAAGGGAUACCUUACAGGUUGGCUCUAAUGUCGUCUUUGGUCCAGACAAGAUGACAGCUUUAAGUGGGAAGGUGCAGACGGUGCUCGGGCUGUUGGAUCCAGCCCAGCUGGGCCGCACCAUGACCCACGAACACCUGACCAUGACCUUCGAGUGCUGCUACGUCCCCCCGCCGACUGGAGACGAUGCGGUGUCGGAGGCGCCCUUUGAGAUGCGGAAUAUGCACUGGCUUCGACAGAACCCGUACAGCAGCCAGGAGAACCUAUUGCUCUGCCAGGAGAUCGAGGCGGUCCGAGAUGAGCUGCAGUACUACCGGCAGGCAGGAGGGGGCACCAUCGUGGAGAACACGACCACAGGCAUCACACGGAACCUUCCCUCACUGAAGCAGCUGGCGAAGGACACUGGCGUUAACAUCAUAGCGGGUGCUGGGUUCUACGUUGAUGUGACUCAUUCGGACGAGACCCGGAAAAUGACCGUGGAGAAGCUGACUGACAUCAUCGUGAGCGAAAUCCUCCACGGCGCGGAUGGUACAGACAUCCGCUGCGGAGUCAUUGGCGAGAUCGGUACCAGCUGGCCAAUCACAGAGAGCGAGAAAAGGGUGCUCCGGGCCACUGCACACGCCCAGUCCCAGCUGGGCUGCCCCGUCAUCAUCCACCCGGGCCGGCACACCACCGCCCCCACGGAGGUGGUGCGCAUCCUGCAGGAGGCCGGCGGAGACAUCUCCAAAACGGUCAUGUCACACCUGGACAGGACCAUCUUUGACUAUGGCGAGCUGCUGGAGUUCGCCAAGCUGGGCAGCUAUCUGGAGUACGACCUGUUCGGAACGGAGAUGCUGGACUACCCCUUUGACCUGGAGAUUGACAUGCCCAGUGACAGUCAGAGGGUGCAGGCGUUAUCCUUCCUUGUGAAGGAGGGCUAUGAGGACAGGAUUGUUAUCGCGCAUGACAUUCACACCAAGAACCGCUUGACCAAAUACGGGGGCCACGGCUACUCGCACAUUCUGAAGAACAUCGCGCCCAAGAUGCUGACCAGAGGUAUAUCCCAGGGCCAGGUGGACAAGAUCCUGAUCCAUAACCCGAAGCACUGGCUCACAUUCAAGUGAAUCUAUUUUUAUACACAUUAGAUAUGUAGUAAACAGAAAUGAAUGGAUGAAAUCGUAUCACUUAUGAUUAAAUAAAAGCAUUUUUAUUUUCAAUGCCAUCACAGAGAGUAAUAAAUGCCUAAUAAAGCCGUUCUUGCACAGGACCUUAAAUUAAAGGCACUAUAUGAUCAACCAAUGCAUUGGGUUUUCGCACUGUAUUUUGCCUGUAGAGAAUAGUGUGUGCUCAGUUAGGGGUCCUCUAGGAUUGACCUUGAAAAAAGUAUUGUUGAGUUUAAAGGUGCACAGUGGAGACUAGGCUGUUUUAUUUAUCUCAGCUAAAAAUGAAAAACAGCACCGACAGCCUUUUAUAUUCUAAUAAAGGGCUGAAUAUUAAAGUGAUUAAAGAUAAACGCUUUUACAAUAGGAGAAAUAUUAGUAACCUUUCAGUGUUCACAAAUCCUGUUUGGCUGUGAAUGCCAUACAAUGGUGAUGCUGUGAAUGCCUUUCCAAAUUCAAUUUCCAAGUACACAAAGCAAUAAUUAAACUGGCCGUAAUUGCAUAUUUCAAAUGGUGCUACAAAAAUGUGUUGCUGACUUUAUAAGCUUUUUUUCUGCUUUAUUUGAUUGUUUUAUAAUACGAUUUCUUGUGCAAAGCUGCAUCCCUCUCCCUCGCAAACAAAUGGACAUCAUAGAAGAGUGUCAUGCUAUAAAAAAGAAUUUCUGUUAUUAAUCA
This is a messenger RNA of Clupea harengus (Atlantic herring), 1864 nucleotides long. It is a transcript of the gene pter, whose product is annotated as phosphotriesterase related. NCBI's taxonomy places the organism in Eukaryota, Metazoa, Chordata, Actinopteri, Clupeiformes, Clupeidae. Gene Ontology annotation, molecular function: zinc ion binding. The record is from RefSeq and is a predicted model, not a curated record. Gene Ontology annotation, biological process: catabolic process.